This is a messenger RNA of Penicillium malachiteum, 7437 nucleotides long. RefSeq names its product 1-phosphatidylinositol-3-phosphate 5-kinase FAB1. Gene Ontology annotation, biological process: phosphatidylinositol phosphate biosynthetic process. Lineage: Eukaryota; Fungi; Ascomycota; Eurotiomycetes; Eurotiales; Aspergillaceae. The transcript is spliced from 2 exons. The record is from RefSeq and is a predicted model, not a curated record. Gene Ontology annotation, molecular function: 1-phosphatidylinositol-3-phosphate 5-kinase activity; metal ion binding; ATP binding. The coding region runs from base 1 to 7437 and encodes 2478 amino acids. Gene Ontology annotation, cellular component: endosome membrane; fungal-type vacuole membrane.
AUGAACGCAACCCUCGAUCAGAUCCAUACUGCGGCCUGUCAGUCUGACACCCUUACGCUUUUCAACGAAUUUACUGCACCACCUGCGCCGGCAUCAGCUACAGAUGAGAAAGGACUAUCGGAAGAGCUGCAGGGCGGACUAAGCGGACUGUAUAGCCGUUUUAGGACCUCUGUUGGGGGCAUCGUGAGCGGUGGAUCGCGAUCUACAGAUAAAAGCACAGCGGAUACUCCUCUAGUCAAGAGCCCAGUCUCAGAACAACACUCGCUAGUCAAGUCUGUGUCUGAUUUGGCCCAUGGCUCGGUUGAUUAUCAACAGUCGCAUCCCAACUCUUCUCAAGGCUCACGGCUGCAUUCUCCGGUGGCGACACACUUCCAGAUCAACCAGGAAGCUGCUGCUACAAAAGGCUCCAAUAUCUCUUCAAAAAGCCCAAGCGUGUCUUCUAGAAACUCUAUCUCUGCGUCUUCAGGAGCGAAGCCCAAUAUUGCUCCACUGACAAAAUCCACCGGUAGUACAAUCCCCGCAGAUCCUGCCAUCAUCCAGCUACAUGUGAAUGCACUCAGUCAGAGCCGACGGUCAAGAAGCAGCUCAGUCAAUGUCUCUCAUUCAGGUCUCAAGAAUGCAGAAUCUGCCAGUAUUGGUAGCAGGGAAGGCCCCAUGGAUAUGUCUUUGAGCCAAAGCUCCUCCGUGUUGAGUCAAAAUAUCUCGCACUCCCCAGUGCUAUCUACCAAGACUCAUGACAGUGUUCUUCACGAUGAAUCGCCGUCUUUAGAAGGGAGUGACUCAUUGCCGCCUGUCAAAAAUGUCUCGGACAUCCAGCCAAGGAAGUCUGUCUCUUCGGCAGAUCAAUCAAAACCAGGGGAUUCGUCUUCCACAUCGAUUGCGCCGCGAAGCAUAAAACCUGUCGAGCUUGCUCAAGAUUUUGAACCUCAAGGCAGAACAGGAAGAUCAAAUUCACGGAUUUCCUUUGGUCAUGACGACUCUAAAGUGGCCCUAGCUUUGAGCAUUCCUGCCAAUAAUGUACCUCCAAGCAGCCACGUAGCAUCGGACGCAAUGCCUUCAGCGCCUCAUAGUGGAACGGAAGUCCAUGAGAUGUCAAAAGGCUCCAUACCCCCAAAAGCCGUUGAAAAAUCGAAUCAGUCUCAGCCCAGGAAUCAAUUACCAGGCUACAGGAUGUCUCGAGCAUCUACAGCUGAGACUAUGACGACCGUCUCAUCACUGCCUCCGUUGAAUACGGCCGUUGGUCCUAUUAGUAGUCAAAUUCCACGCGAGCGUCACGAAGGUCAUUCUCGAGAUGGCAGGCUAUCGCAACUGGGGAGUAAGCUGCUCAGCAAAGAUUUUUGGAUGCGUGAUGAAAAUGCCAAGGAUUGUUUUCACUGCGCACAACCAUUCACGACAUUCCGCAGAAAGCAUCAUUGCCGUACCUGUGGCCAAAUUUUCGAUUCGGGUUGCACUUUGAUUAUACCAGGAACUCGAUUUGGCCAGGCAGGCACUAUUCGUGUCUGCAAGCCCUGUGAGGCAAUGAUCAAUGCGCAUGACGAUGACUCCUCGGAGUUUUCGGACAGUGAACAGAGUCCUAUUGCCAUGAAUGCCCGUGUUUCUGAACUGAGCUGGAGCAACAGCGCCCGUCAAUCUGUGGAUGAUGAUGACUCUUCCUCGGUUGUAUCUCAGUCCAUUGAUCAUGUGCUAAGAACCCCAACCAUGGCAAUUCCAGCGACAAGACGUGCUGGUGAGGGUCAUAAUCGCCGAUCGGCUAUUCUGGAGAUUCCCGACCGCUCUUUAGCUAGGCCGACUUCGUCUCGAUCCCUAAGAUCUUCGUUUGGGGCGAGGCCACAUUCAAUGGGACAUACAAUGAGCCACAAAAGAAACCCAUCACAUAAACAGUACAUUCGAAGCUUCAAGCCAUAUCAUGAUGAUCGAGCGCCCUUUCAGCGCCGCCACGGAGAUGACCUGGGUGCAGAAUCUCGACUGCCUGCCUUCCACAAAGAUAACAUCAUUGAUCCAGAACUUGCCGAAUAUCUAUCAGAUGAUGCUUCCAGUGGCGAUGAGCAGCCAAGUCUCUUAUCGGCAGUUUCAGAAAGCCAAUUCUCGAAAAGUGUUGGGGAAAGCGAGCGAUUGGCUUUUGGGGGCCUUAUUGGAGCCAUGAAGAAAGGCAGAUCUGCAUUUGGAGAUCGAAAUACUCCUAGUAUCAUUCAGCCUAGUCGAGACGCAGAUGAAGCCAGUAUCAGCAGCUCAAGGGCAGUGAAUCUACCACGCUCCCGUCGCCGGAACCUGAGCGUCGCGAGCAGUGUACAUCGGCAAUCACCGCGAGCAUCCAAAGACCUGUUUCUUCUUCCCGAUGUUCCUAUAGGUAGUGUACCCUUGACCGUUCCUUCAAACCAGAGCGGAUUCAAGCAAACUAGGAGUUCCUCCAUGAAAGGCAGAGGAGCACCGCCAGUUGAACUGAACAAAGCCAGUUUGGAACAUGUCCGAAAGCUCUUACAGCAACUCCUGGCGAUGUCUUGUGUGCCAAAUGCUGAUAGUUGGGAAAAUGCUCUCACACCAAUAUUGUUGAAAGCAGCCGACGAAGUGGACCCGGAUGUCCAGCGAGGGGAUGAUAUGGAUAUCCGUCAUUAUGUGAAGUUGAAAAAGAUUCCAGGUGGCAAGCCCGGUGAUACUUCAUAUGUUUCUGGCUUGGUAUUCACUAAGAAUUUGGCACUGAAGAGUAUGCCGAGAAGCAUUAGCAGUCCGAAUAUUCUGAUCAUCACCUUCCCACUUGAAUAUGCACGUCAACAGCACCAUUUCAUGAGUCUUGAGCCUGUCAUACGACAGGAGCGUGAAUUCCUCGAGAACCUCGUCAGCCGAAUCGCAGCAUUGCGCCCUAAACUUCUGCUGGUUGAAACCAAUGUAUCUGGACUUGCGCUUGGCCUUCUUGAGCAGGCAGGCAUCGCUACUGCGUAUAACGUGAAGCCCUCUGUUCUCGAAGCGGUCUCACGAUGUACACAAACCAGGAUUGUGACUUCUAUGGACAAGCUUCUAACGACGUCUUUGCAUAGCGAUUGCAGCAGCUUCGACGUUAAAACCUAUGUUCACUCUGGUCGGAAAAAGACGUACAUGUACAUCUCCGGUUGCCCCAAGGAACUUGGAUGUACGAUUGUCUUGCGUGGCGGAAAUGAAGAAGUCCUUGGGAAAGUCAAAGAAAUCACAGAGUUCAUGGUCUACGUGGUAUACAACCUGCGGCUCGAGACCUGCUUGAUCAGGGAUGAAUUUGCAAAGCUUCCAACCUCCUUCACUGACGAUACGGAGCAAGCUGUGGCUAAAAAGAGGGAUCAGAGUAGCUGUUCAACUGCUGCUCCUGCCGAAAACCCAUUGUCAUCUAUGACGACGGUGCUUUCGCAUUCACCAACUGCAACAAUUGAGAACCUGGAGAACAAGACAUCCACAACCGCGGAUGGUAUCAUCGACGUUCCCGAUGAUGUUCCGAUGCCAUUAUACUUUGCUGAUAUGGUACAUGAUCACAAAACAAAAGUCCUAUCGGCUUCGCCUUUUGUCAAGUUUGAGCCUCCUUAUCUACUCAUGCGUACCCGGGAAAUGGAGCGACGUUUGGCCUAUUUGAAACGUCUUCGUGACCAAGAUGAUCAUUCUGAACAAAGUCUCGAUGAAAAAACCAGGCCUCAGAAAUUCACUCUCAUUACCCCAGAGAUGGUUCGUCAGUCUCCCAACGACGCUUCUCCACAGGUGAAAGAAGUGCUUCGAGCUGCUCAUGACGCAGAGUAUGAUAGAGUUCUUUACCACUACCAGACUCAGAAGCGACAAUGGGAAGCCUAUGUAUCUGGCAUUUCCAACAUGUUUGAUCCCUAUGCUCAUCAAAACAUUGUUGUUCUCUACAGUCUCGUGUGUACCACAACUUCUAUUCCAUGCUCUGGGCCCGACACAUUUGCCCUAGAGUUUUACAACGAGCACGGAGAUGAUACAAUCUUUGAACCUGACUGCACGAUGGGACAAUAUGUCGAAGAUAUCUGCCAUACAGCAAAUGCCGUUUGUACCUCCAAUGGCUGCGAAAAGCGCAUGUUCGAACAUCACCGUCAAUAUGUACACGGUGAUGCGCAGAUCAGCGUACUGGUUCAACCUUACCCUUCCAAGCUUCGAGGAAUGCAGGACACAGUGUUGAUGUGGAGUUGCUGCAAGAUCUGCGGCAAUGAGACCCAAGUCACGCCCAUGUCUGAGAGUACAUGGAAAUACUCGUUCGGAAAAUACUUGGAAGUGUCCUUCUGGGGCAGAAAUCUUCAUGCCCGUGCUGGAGUGUGCCCUCACGACUUGCAACGCGAUCACCUUCGCUAUUUCGGCUUCAAAGAUCUGGCCAUUCGCAUUCAGUAUGAUACCAUUCAUCUGCUAGAGGUUAUUGUGCCUCGGCCGCGGGUGACCUGGAAAGUGGACAAUGACUUGAAGAUGAGAAAUGAAGUCUAUGUGCGCAUCGAUAGACGUCUUAGCAAGUUCAUGCUGUCUGUUCAUGCGCGCUUAAGAGGCAUCAAUGUCAGAAGCAUAAUCCCGGAGCUGAUUGAAGAGUGCCAGAAAAGCAUUGAGUCCUUAAUCCAUAAGGCAAAUGAAGACCAGGUUGCCUUGAUCCGACUUCUCCAACAGAAGUAUAGUGGGUCCCGCUACUGGGAAAUCAUCCCCUUAAAUGAGGCUUUCCGCUCGGUUCAAGAGAAAGUUGUUGAGUGGGACAUUAUCUUUGCGGAGUUCGAGCAGAAAUUUUUCCCCUCCGAGAAGGAUAUCAAAAGGCUUGCGACACUGCAGCUCAAAAAGAUUUUCCUUGACAAGGAUGCCACUUCAGUGGCCCCAGAUGAUCCGUUGCACACCCCAACUGACAUGGAUGACGGGAGCAUUCAAGAAAAUGAAAAACCAAGGGUCUUGCGCCGUAUGACACUAUCUCCAGAAAAGGCUCAAGAUGUCUUGGUCUCUGUGGUCGAAGAGCACGCAGGUAAAAAGCACCGUGAAACGGAGUUAGAGGGGAGUGAGUUGCCUCCUUCGCUCGCAUCCGCUGAUGAACCCACAAAUGCUGUUGAUACCGCUGGAGAUAAUCUAUCUACUUCACAAGAUGAAGGGAUUUCAAAGGAGGAGGAGGAGCACGUCCGGCAUCUUGACCUAGCUCUACCUUCCGACCAAUUACAAUCACCAUCAUCUAGCUCCAAAAUGCCCACUCGCAAUCCCUUUGCCGAGUCGAAUACCCAACCUUUUCUUCCUGAGCCCAGGAGUGGUGAGGUCGCUUCUGAUUCCAUGUCUCCGCCAUUGUCGCCCAAAUCACAGGCCCCUGUUCUGCAUGAGAAUAGUAGAAUGAAGCAAGAUAUCUUGCCUCGAUCACCAAGCACCCCUCCUAACCGACCAUCAGCGAUACCGAGGCCAACUGAAGGUGUCUCUAGGCGAUCUGGAAAUGGGAAAGCUGGCUCUCCUCCCUUAAUACGUGCACAUUCUCAACCUGCACAUCUUCUUCGGGAAAAAUCAAGUGGUGUUUCUUCUAUGGGGUUAAAGCACAUUGCAUUCAAUUCAAGUGCAUCGUUUGAUACGCAAGUCGACUCUCCCAAGGCUCCGGAAAGGAAACUCACAGAGCGGCUCGGUCUUACUGCUGCUCUCAAGAAUGGUGGCCGGUUCAACCCAGCACACUCGUUAAUCCCACGCUCUACACCUAAGUCACGGAACAACAAUCAUGUGUCAAGUCUUGCGAGGCACUUUGAACAAUUAAGCCGCGAGUUCGAAAGGGAAAGACAGCGGGAGAGGCGACAGCGAGCUGCACGAAUUCCACAGUCACGAGCAUUUCCAUUGGCGUCCUCAAAACCCAUUGUCGAGGUCUAUAGAAACGUUCGAGAAGCCGUCGAAGAACGUGAACCCCCAGUCGACGGAGAAGAUUCCCUGCCAUCUGUGCCGCACCUUCAACAAGAGGAGUCAAGUCGUAUCAGUGAGGGUUUCGCUGAUCAGAUCAGCCCUGAAAACCCAGACCCGAGUCCAAGCUCCCAAGAAACGCCACCUGACUCAUUUGAGUCCGGGGGCCUGCUUCGCUCCGACUCCCAGCCCAUGUCUGAGCCUGAGCUAGAUGAUGGUCCUAGUGACGAUGACCAAAAUACUACCGAGCUUCAUCAAGUGGACUCUUUAGAGGAGACAAAGCUGCCUUUGGAAGAUGAUAACAUGGAAUACAAGGACCUAGCUAGGCACGAGCGCACGACACUCCUGAAAAUGCUGACCAAUUUCUGGUCUGAGCGCUCUGCCAGUGGAUGGGCUCCUCUUGAUUAUCCUCUCAGUAUUAUGGACCAUGUGUUUGCAGAUUGCGACAUCAUUGUGCGGGAGGAUGAGCCCAGCUCUCUUGUUGCAUUUGCGCUAGACUCGUCGGACUACAAAGAAAAGCUGGAAAGUAUCCAGAGACGUUACGACGAGACGGAAAAAUCUGCCUCGGGACCUGAUGCAGACCCCGAAGCUGCCAAUGAGGCACGAGUGGAGCAUGCACUCUUACGGGCCACUGGUACUCAUCUGAAAUAUCAGUUUCAGGAAGGCCAGGCCAAGAUGCUUUGCAAGGUGUUCUAUGCAGAGCAGUUUGAAGCACUUCGCAAAAAGUGUGGUGUCGCGGAUCGCAUUGUUGAAUCCUUGUCUCGUUGUGCCAAGUGGGAUUCCAAAGGUGGCAAGACCAAAUCUCUGUUCUUGAAGACACUAGAUGACCGAUUCAUCCUGAAGUCUCUAUCUCCAGUUGAGACCCAAGCUUUCUUGAGGUUUGCCCCAGCAUAUUUCCAAAUAAUGUCUGAAGCACUCUUCCACGAGCUUCCUUCAGCUAUUGCAAAGAUGUUUGGUUUCUACCAAGUCAUCAUCAAGAACCCGGCGACCGGCAUAGAAUUCAAUUGGUUUUUGCUACUUAUGGAGAACCUGUUCUAUGAUCGUCAGCCGAACCGGAUCUUUGACCUCAAAGGUUCGAUGCGAAACCGCAAGGUCGAGAGCACUGGUGAACGUGAUGAGGUUUUGUUAGAUGAGAACAUGGUGGACUUCAUUUAUGAAACCCCUCUAUUCUCACGCGAGCAUUCGAAGAAAUUGCUGAGCCAGAGCGUGUGGAAUGAUACCCUUUUCCUCGGCCGCCAAAAUGUCAUGGAUUACUCGCUCAUGAUUGCGAUUGAUGACAAGCGUAGCGAGUUGGUGGUUGGAAUCAUUGAUUGCAUCCGCACAUACACUUGGGAUAAGAAGCUCGAAUCAUGGAUCAAGGAUCGAGGAUUUGCUGGUGGUGGGCGUAAUCGUCCAACUGUCACCAGUCCCAAGGAAUACAAGAGUCGAUUCCGAGAGGCGAUGGCGAGAUAUGUCCUCCAAGCCCCCAGCUGCUGGCAUCAGUUGCAGGCCAAUGUAGUUUAUCGAUACCCUCAAGGUGAGGUGUCUCAAGUGACUGAGUUAGACAUGGAUGGAAAUGCCCCGGGGGCCGAAUCCAGCGUCUAG